Messenger RNA from Cannabis sativa, 1988 nucleotides. RefSeq lists its product as uncharacterized. Gene Ontology annotation, molecular function: zinc ion binding. The coding region runs from base 529 to 1779 and encodes 416 amino acids. The transcript is spliced from 8 exons. NCBI's taxonomy places the organism in Eukaryota, Viridiplantae, Streptophyta, Magnoliopsida, Rosales, Cannabaceae. The record is from RefSeq and is a predicted model, not a curated record.
GGUAGCAUAUUGUUAUGUGUGGUGGGACCAAUGCAUGCCUGCCUCGGACAAACUUUCUCGUCUUCUUCCAAUCCAAUGUUGGUUCGAGACCAUCGUCCUCUUUCUUCUCCCAACUCAACUUCUUGUCUUCUCUCUCUCUAUUCUAUGAAAUAAAUAUUAAUACUUUAUUCUUAGUUUAAUAAACAAUUAAACAUUACAUAAUCACCGAACAUCAAACUUCAAGAACCUUAAUAUAUUCCUUGGUUUGGUUGGUUGUUUGUCCUUACUACUUCUUCUCUCUCCGUCCUGGGUUGCCCUGCCCUGUCCUCCUUUCAUAAUCUUUGUUAGAUUAUAUAAUAUAUUAUUAUUAUUAUUAUUAUUUUUCCUUUUUGGGUAUCUGGGUACUCCCUUCAAACUUGCCACUUUCCACAAAAUCCUUCUUUUUCUUCUGAGUUUUUCUUUUUGGUGGUGGCCUUUGGUACAAUAAUGCAAGCUGCUCAGCCUGACAUUAAUGGAGUUGCAGAAUCAACUUCUCAGGUUGGUUAACUCAUGGCCGAUUCCCAGAAUGUGAAACCAAACGAAGCACUAGAGCCUGGACCAAGUGGGAAGCGCCCAGAUAUUUCACUUCAAAUACCCCCUAGACCUGUAGCUUUUGGCAGUAGUCGAAGCGGGAAGGGUUUGCUACAGUCUCAAGGUUCUGCUAAAGGUAGUUCUUCACCGGGAGGUUUCUUACGAGCUUUAAGUUUCAAGAAGAAAGGUGUUGUACCAGAGGGUGAGAGAAGUUCUCUUCUCAACUCAGACACAGACACCCAAAGAGCUCCUGAAAGUCCCAUCAUAGCCAACUUGAAGUCUGUAUUUUCUUGGCAACGAUGUACUUCACUUCCUGUUAGACAAGAAUCAAAAUUGUUUCCUUCUGCUGCCACACCUCUUUCAGCAAGAAUGUCUAAUGAACGGCCUAAAUCACUUAAAGAAGAAGAUAAGGCUACAGUUUCAAGGUCCCUCUCUAUUCCUGGGAGAAACAUGGUUAUAGUAAGAUCUGUAUCGUUUGCUACUCGUAAUGAGCAAAACAUACCAGAUCCUAAUGACGAUCAAAUUAGUCCAGCAACGAUGGAUGAAGAAGAGGAAGAGAUUCCUGAAGAGGAAGCAGUGUGCAGGAUUUGUCUCGAUGAAUGUGAUGAAGGGAAUACACUCAAAAUGGAAUGCAGUUGCAAGGGUGCCCUCAGGCUUGUACAUGAAGAGUGUGCAGUGAAAUGGUUUAGUUCAAGAGGAAGCAAGAAAUGUGAGGUAUGUCAGCAUGAGGUUAUGAACUUACCCGUGACAUUGCUUCGCAUGCCAAGCUCCGUUCAAAGGAGUAACAGGCGGGAGCGCACUCAACAGAAUCCAGAUUCAGAAUCAAUAAGUGCUUGGCAGGACUUGGUAAUACUCAUCUUAAUUAGCACAAUAUGCUAUUUCUUCUUCUUUGAGCAGCUACUGAUCCAUGACAUGAGAAGUCAAGCAAUUAUUGUUUCAGCUCCAUUUGCUUUUACACUAGGCAUUUUGGGAUCCCUUUUUGCAAUUAUCCUAGCAAUUAAGGAAUAUAUAUGGACAUAUGCAGCUCUUGAGUUUGCCCUUGUUGCCAUCAUAGUUCACUUAUUUUACACUCUGCUUCAUCUCAACGCUAUAUAUGCAUUAUUACUGGCUUCAAUUAUGGGUUUUGGGAUAGCAAUGGGGGUGAACUCAUUGUAUAUUAAGUAUUUUGCGUGGAGGGUUAGUUCUGGUGCAAACACUAAUCCAGCUGCUGAAAACACUAAUCCAGUUUAGGUGAAAUUCAAGCACAAUCCGAAUUAGUGGUUAUGUAGUUGAACCAUUGAUUAUGAGAAUUAUUAUACUUGUUAAUCAUGUAAGCUAUGCCGUUUUACCAAGUAAAGCUGUGAGAUUUUGUUUUACAUAUAAAUCAGAUUUAAGCUUGUACAUGAGAAACGACAAAUCAUAUAAAAGUGAAUAAUGUUAGAAAAAAGCCAUUUUCAAUC